AGGAGCUGUCCGCGUCCCCCGGUGCUGAAACAAAAUGGCUGGUGGCGGUGGAGGUAGGGACCCGGCGUGAGCGGAGAACAGAGCCCAGAGAGCUCGGGAGCCAAGAAUCCAGCAAGCCGAAAGAGCCAGCGAUCAGGCCGGGUAGGGCUGGGCUGGGAUGCCACAGCCCCGCGGGCGGGUGUCGGCGCAUAGGCAGCCUCCCUGCUGAGCUCCGGGUCCCCCCACCUCCGCCCCCAGCCCCGGGCUCGGCCCCCAGGACCAUGUCGCUGCUCUGCGUUGGAGUCAAAAAAGCCAAGUUUGAUGGUGCUCAAGAAAAAUUCAAUACCUACGUGACCCUGAAGGUGCAGAAUGUUAAGAGCACCACCAUCGCGGUGCGGGGGAACCUGCCAUGCUGGGAGCAGGAUUUCAUGUUUGAAAUUAAUCGCCUGGACCUUGGCCUGACAGUGGAAGUUUGGAAUAAAGGGCUCAUCUGGGACACCAUGGUGGGCACAGUAUGGAUCCCCCUACGGACCAUUCGCCAGUCUAAUGAGGAGGGCCCUGGUGAAUGGCUCACCUUGGACUCUCAAGUCAUUAUGACAGACAAUGAGAUCUGUGGUACCAAGGAUCCCACCUUCCAUCGAAUUCUUCUGGAUACCCGCUUUGAACUGCCCUUGGACAUCCCUGAGGAAGAAGCUCGCUAUUGGGCAAAGAAGCUGGAGCAGUUGAAUGCUAUGAGGGACCAGGAUGAUUAUUCAUUCCAAGAAGAACAGGACAAACCUCUUCCUGUUCCCAGCUCCCAGUGUUGCAACUGGAGUUAUUUUGGCUGGGGGGAGCAGCAGAAUGAAGACCCAGACAGUGCUGUGGACGACCGGGACAGUGAUUAUCGCAGUGAGACGAGUAACAGCAUCCCACCACCCUACUACACCACAUCCCAGCCAAAUGCCUCUGUCCACCAGUAUUCAGUUCGACCUCCUCCACUGGGCUCUCGAGACUCUCGAGACUCUUACAGUGACUCUAUGAGGAGCUAUGAUGACUAUUCAGAAGCGCCUCCAGUCAGCCCAACUGGUAGCAGUCGCUACGCCUCCUCUGGGGAACUGAGCCAGGGCAGCUCCCAGCUGAGUGAGGACUUUGAUCCAGAUGACCAAAGCUUACAGGGUUCAGAGAUAGACGAAGAGAGGGAUCGAGACUCUUAUCACUCCUGCCACAGUUCAGUUAGCUACCAUAAAGACUCUCCACAUUGGGAUCAGAAUGAGGAGGAAGAGGAGGAGGAGGAGGAAGAAGAAGACUUAGAGGAGGAAGACUUGGAGGAGGAAGACCUAGAAGAAGACUUGGAGGAAGACCUAGAGGAUGAGGGGCUGAGGCAGGAAGGCUACAGUGAGAAUGAGGAAGAAUACUCCAAGGAAGAGAGCUAUCCACCAGUUGCACCCACAUCCUCAGAAAGGGAGGAGAAACUCUCUCCAGUGUCUGCUGAAGUCCCUGAAGUUGCCAAGAUGCCUCCAGAGACAGCAGCAACUGAGGAGGUGCCUGGAGCAGAGCGAGCACCUGAGCCAGAACCUCCAAAACUGGAAGAGAGGGAUCGUGAAGAGGAAGAGGGACAGGACUCCAUGUCCAGAGCCAAGGCCAACUGGUUACGAGUAUUCAACAAAGUUCGGAUGCAACUCCAGGAGGCCCGAGGAGAAGGAGACAUGUCUAACUCACUGUGGUUCAAAGGCGGGCCUGGAGGUGGUCUCAUCAUCAUAGACAGCAUGCCUGACAUACGCAAAAGAAAACCAAUACCCCUUGUGAGCGACCUGGCGAUGUCCCUGGUCCAGUCCCGGAAGGCUGGGAUCACCUCUGCAUUGGCCUCCAGCACCUUAAACAAUGAAGAGCUAAAAAACCAUGUUUACAAGAAGACGCUUCAAGCCUUAAUCUACCCCAUCUCCUGCACAACCCCCCACAACUUCGAGGUGUGGACGGCCACCACACCCACCUACUGCUACGAGUGUGAGGGACUGCUGUGGGGCAUUGCGAGACAGGGCAUGAGAUGUACCGAGUGUGGGGUCAAAUGCCACGAGAAAUGCCAGGACUUACUCAAUGCUGACUGCCUACAGAGAGCUGCAGAGAAGAGUUCCAAACAUGGGGCUGAAGACCGCACACAGAACAUCAUUAUGGUGCUUAAGGACCGUAUGAAGAUCCGAGAGCGGAAUAAGCCUGAGAUCUUUGAGCUGAUCCAGGAGAUCUUUGCAGUCUCCAAGACAACACAUACACAGCAGAUGAAGGCUGUAAAACAGAGUGUCCUGGAUGGGACUUCCAAGUGGUCGGCUAAGAUCAGUAUCACUGUGGUCUGUGCCCAGGGCCUUCAGGCAAAGGAUAAAACCGGCUCCAGUGACCCCUAUGUUACUGUCCAGGUCGGCAAGACGAAGAAACGAACUAAAACCAUCUAUGGGAAUCUCAACCCUGUGUGGGAAGAGAACUUCCAUUUUGAGUGCCAUAACUCUUCAGACCGCAUCAAGGUGCGUGUCUGGGAUGAGGACGAUGACAUCAAGUCUCGAGUGAAACAGAGGUUCAAGCGAGAAUCAGAUGACUUCUUGGGCCAGACCAUCAUUGAAGUGCGGACUCUGAGCGGCGAGAUGGAUGUCUGGUACAACCUAGACAAGCGGACAGACAAGUCAGCUGUUUCUGGAGCCAUCCGAUUACAUAUCAGUGUGGAGAUCAAGGGUGAGGAGAAGGUGGCACCAUACCAUGUCCAGUACACGUGUCUGCAUGAGAACCUGUUCCACUUUGUGACAGACCUUCAGAACAGUGGAGCUGUUCGGAUCCCAGAUGCAAAGGGUGAUGAUGCCUGGAAGGUCUAUUACGAUGAGACUGCCCAGGAAAUUGUGGACGAGUUUGCCAUGCGUUAUGGUGUCGAAUCCAUCUACCAAGCCAUGACACACUUUGCCUGCCUCUCUUCCAAGUACAUGUGCCCUGGAGUACCUGCUGUCAUGAGUACCCUGUUAGCCAACAUUAAUGCCUACUAUGCCCACACCACAGCCUCUACCAAUGUCUCUGCUUCUGACCGAUUUGCUGCUUCCAACUUUGGGAAAGAACGCUUUGUGAAACUCCUAGACCAACUGCACAACUCUCUGAGAAUCGACCUUUCCAUGUACCGGAACAACUUCCCAGCGAGCAGCCCAGAGAGGCUUCAGGAUCUCAAGUCUACUGUGGACCUUCUUACCAGCAUCACUUUCUUCCGGAUGAAGGUCCAGGAGCUACAGAGCCCACCUCGUGCCAGCCAAGUGGUGAAGGAUUGUGUGAAGGCCUGCCUCAAUUCAACCUACGAGUACAUCUUUAAUAACUGCCAUGAACUCUAUAGUCGAGAAUACCAGACUGACCCGGCUAAGAAGGGUGAGGUGCCUCCAGAGGAGCAGGGCCCCAGCAUCAAAAACCUAGACUUCUGGUCCAAGCUCAUCACACUCAUCGUGUCCAUUAUUGAAGAAGACAAGAACUCCUAUACACCCUGCCUCAACCAGUUUCCCCAAGAGCUGAAUGUGGGCAAGAUCAGUGCGGAGGUGAUGUGGAACCUGUUUGCUCAGGACAUGAAGUAUGCCAUGGAGGAGCACGACAAACAUCGAUUGUGUAAGAGUGCAGACUACAUGAACUUGCACUUCAAAGUCAAAUGGUUGUACAAUGAGUAUGUGACUGAGCUGCCCUCCUUCAAGGACCGUGUGCCUGAGUACCCUGCGUGGUUUGAGCCCUUUGUUAUCCAGUGGCUGGAUGAGAAUGAGGAGGUGUCCCGGGACUUCCUCCAUGGAGCUUUGGAGCGUGACAAAAAGGAUGGGUUCCAGCAGACCUCUGAGCAUGCCCUAUUCUCCUGCUCUGUGGUGGAUGUCUUCUCCCAGCUCAAUCAGAGCUUUGAGAUCAUCAAGAAACUUGAGUGCCCUGAUCCCCAGAUUGUAGGCCACUACAUGCGCCGAUUUGCCAAGACGAUCAGCAACGUCCUGUUACAGUACGCUGAGAUCAUCUCCAAGGACUUCACCACCUACUGCUCUAAGGAGAAGGAAAAAGUGCCAUGCAUCCUCAUGAACAACACCCAGCAGCUCCGGGUACAACUGGAGAAGAUGUUUGAGGCCAUGGGUGGAAAGGAGCUGGAUGCUGAAGCCAGUGACAUCUUGAAGGAACUUCAGGUGAAACUCAAUAAUGUACUGGAUGAGCUCAGUCGACUUUUUGCCACCAGCUUCCAGCCACACAUAGAAGAGUGUGUCAAGCAGAUGGGGGACAUCCUGAGUCAAGUGAAGGGCACAGGGAACGUGCCAGCCAGUGCCUGCAGCAGUGUUGCCCAGGAUGCUGAUAACGUCCUACAGCCCAUCAUGGACCUAUUGGACAGCAACCUGACCCUCUUUGCCAAAAUCUGUGAGAAGACGGUGCUGAAGCGAGUACUGAAGGAACUCUGGAAGCUGGUGAUGAACACAAUGGAGAAGACCAUAGUCCUGCCACCCCUCACAGACCAGACGAUGAUUGGAACGCUCUUGAGAAAACAUGGCAAGGGAUUAGAGAAGGGCAGGGUGAAACUCCCCAGCCACUCAGACGGGACUCAAAUGAUCUUCAAUGCUGCCAAGGAGCUGGGCCAACUCUCUAAGCUCAAGGACCACAUGGUACGAGAAGAGGCCAAGAGCUUAACCCCCAAGCAGUGUGCUGUGGUGGAACUGGCUCUGGACACUAUCAAGCAAUACUUCCAUGCUGGUGGCGUAGGGCUUAAGAAGACCUUCUUGGAAAAAAGCCCAGACCUGCAGUCCCUCCGUUAUGCCCUGUCUCUCUACACGCAGGCCACAGAUCUGCUCAUCAAAACUUUUGUCCAGACUCAGUCGGCUCAGGUUCAUGGUGGAAAAGGUAUUAGGUUUACUCUUAGUGAAGAAAUUUAUCCUGAGAAGGGAUCAGGAGUGGAUGACCCUGUCGGUGAGGUUUCUGUCCAUGUGGAGCUCUUCACCCACCCAGGUACUGGGGAACACAAGGUGACAGUGAAAGUUGUGGCAGCCAAUGACCUCAAGUGGCAAACGUCAGGCAUCUUUCGACCCUUCAUCGAGGUCAAUAUCAUUGGGCCCCAGCUUAGUGACAAGAAAAGGAAAUUUGCCACCAAGUCCAAGAACAACAGCUGGGCUCCCAAGUACAACGAGACCUUCCAGUUCACACUGAGUGCAGAUGCCGGCCCCGAGUGCUACGAGCUGCAGGUGUGUGUCAAGGAUUACUGCUUCGCCCGUGAGGACCGCACGGUGGGCCUGGCCGUCCUCCAGCUCAAGGAGCUGCUGCAGCGCGGGAGCUGUGCCUGCUGGCUGCCCCUGGGCCGCCGCAUCCACAUGGACGACACCGGCCUCACUGUCCUGCGCAUCCUCUCCCAGCGCAGCAAUGAUGAGGUGGCCAAGGAAUUUGUCAAGCUCAAAUCGGACACCCGUUCGGCUGAGGAGGGCGGCGCCGGACCCGGACCCGGGUCUGGGCAGGGGCCUGGGCCCUAGGGAGCUAGGCUGGGCUGAUAGGGAGGGGCCCCGAGGCUGUCCUGGCCUGGUCAGCGCGGGGAAGCUCUCUCUUUCUCUCCCCCGGCGCUGGGCAGCCCAGGAGGUCCCUCCUCCCGUCAGGCGGGGAUCCUGGCCUCAGUCCUGCCCAUCGGGGAGAGGUGAGGACGGGGAGAGCCCUCUGCUCCUGCCAUCCUCACUAGGGGGUUAGGGGAGCUGAAGGGAAAGAGGCACUCCUCACUUCAUCCCACCCUAGGGAACUGAGGGGUAAGAGCCAUUGUUUCCCGGCAUACUCCAUUCACUCUGCCCACUGGGCAGAACCUCGCUAAUGAACGGAGGGAGAUGGGGAGAUUGGGUUCUAUCUUGAGCUCCCAGAAACUUACCUGCUUCGAGAUCGGGAAGGUCGGAGCUCCGCCCGCCCCCCGGGAGGGGGUUUAUGGGGGCAGAGCGGGUAGGGGAACGCAUUCCAUGGGAGGAAAGGGGGAAGGGGUAGCCCUAGGAUAUUCCUCUCUCCAGGGGACCCAUAUCCACACUCGCAGAAAAGCCAUACAGGUCGUCUGCCCUAUUAUCACCACCAGACAUACCCCUACCCCCAAGCCUGUGGCUGGGGGAAGUGGAGCAGGGCAAUUACCCAGGGAGGACCUCAGAGCCCUUUUGUGGGGCUGGGGACAGUGAGUCAGGACUCUAAGCAGGGGCUGAGGCCCUAGCCAUUCAGGGAUGGGGGGAGGGAGGGUACUCAGAGACUGCGCCUUUGAAAGGCAAGCUGGGAAGAGGGUUUGGGGAGGAAUCCCCAGAUUUGGUGUUUGCAAAAAAAAAAAAGUAACGUUAUAAAAGCACACAAACCCUCAGGCACCCAAUUCCAUUCAGGGUUCUGAGGGCAUCGAGGCCAGGGCUGGUGGGGGUUUGAGGGGAGCACUGGAUGGCCUGUUUUGUAUAGUUGUUAUAGCUCCUCUUCUAAUCCCCAAGAGCUUCUGGGUCCAAGCCCAGAAUGGCUUUCCUGGACCAGAGGAAUAAACCCAGGUUGGGCCCCCUUUUUCCCCUCCCCAUUGCUUCCUGGAUGUCCCUGUUCCCAGCCUCUUUACCAUCAAGGCCAGGGGAUCCAAGAAGAAAGGGGGGAUCCCCUAGACCUUUGGACCCUAGAACCUUAUGACAACAACCAUCCCAUUUCCACCACCAUUCCCUACUGGGCUCCAAGGGGCUGUACCUCAGACUCUUGCUUCCAGCUGCUGCUAAAAGUCCCCAGUGGGGUCCUCCCCUCAACCUUGGAGGACUUUCACUGUUCCCUCCAUCAGCCUCAUCUAUCACCUGGAGGACAGGCAAGAAGGGGAGACUGGCACCAGUCUACAAGCUCCCUAGAAGCCUCCUCUAUCUUCUCCUCUCCCCAGCCCAUUCAGUCUUUCCUCUUCCCCCACCCACUGAGCCAGGGGGGCCUAGGAAGUAUGGAAAGGCUUUGCAGGGGAGAGAGGGAGAAUACAAUCCUCUUUGCUCCUGAAGGGCCCUUAAACUUACCCAGGGAGCAGAUACUUCCUGGCCAAUCAUCUCCUUCCACUUCCCAUUAGAACUAUCCUCAACACAUUAAUAUUCCUCAUCCCCCCUUAUCCCACCCCCAAAUAUAAUGUGCCAGGAGUGAAGCUGCCUGGCCUCACUGUCCCCAGCCACUAAAUCCAUGCCGCCACCCCCUUCUUUCUCCUCUCCCUUCAACUAGGGGCUCCUCUGCCUUCCAAGAGUUGGUCCUCUGCAUGGGCCCCUGAAACAAAAAGCAAGAGGCUGUGUGCCUGUGGGCAGGGGCACCCAUCUCUGAGCAUGUCCUUUUGUCACCAUAGGUGCCCAUCUGUGUGUACUCAUCUGUGCAUGUGUAUGGGAGACCGUGUGUAUCUGUCUACGUCCGUGCUUUACUGUGUUUGUACCCAUUUGCCUCUGUGUGUGUGCCUUUUUCUGUGCAUUUGUAUCCCCACCCCUCCGUGUGUGACUGUAUGAAUGAGCAUGUCUGGGUGUGCAUGAGCAUUUGCCAGAACAUGAGUUUGUGUGCCCAUCUUGCAUGUGUGUGCACGUGUCUAAGCACCUAUCUGCAUGUGUGUGCCUGUCUGUGUGAAUGAGCAAGUGUGCACCUGUCUAUCUUCCUGCCUCACCAGACUGUCUCAGAGGACCUCCAUGGAAAGGAGAGGAGGGGGGAACCCAGACAAUAGGGAGGGGCCAGAGGCUGGGGGGGGAGGGAUUGAGAACUCGUCUUGUAUCAGGGGAGGGAGUCAUAGAGCAAAAAAGAGAAGAGGCAAUGGAGGCACAGCAAGGAUGAGGGUAAGGCCAAGGCUCUAAGCUGGAAAGAAGCAGGAAGAAGGUAAGAGAAUGAAUCAUAGAAUAUGAGUUGGGAAGGCUCUUGGCACCUAGACCGCCGAAUGUGGCUAGUCCAGCCUCCUCAUUUUGCCAAUGCAGCAACCAAGGCCUAGAGGGGGAAGAAAAGUCACUCCAGGGUCCCAAUCAGCCCUGCUGAGCUCAGGGAAGGUGUAAGGCUCCCUCAUCUUUCAUCACGUGAGGCCUGGAUGAAGGCAGCUCCAGGCAGUCUGUGCCCUCCUUUGGGAGCAGGAAGGCACUUGGGGCAUACUAAGCCUGAGUCAGGCAGACCUCAGUUUACCCAGUGGGAAUCACCCAUAGAAGUCAAUCCUAUCUUCAGCACAGGAGGGGAGCUCACUUAUAAAAUACUUCACUUUCCCCAGCUCAUUCCAAUGAAGCCUUUCAGUGAAUCCCAAUGUCCAUAUAACCAGUUUGCUCAAAGGAGGACCUACCUACUGGAAAGCAGCUACCCAAAGAUAUUUGCUGACGGGUGAUACUAGACCAAAUGUCCAGAAGGGAUCAAAAUUGCUCCCUCACAGUCUCCUGGGCCUCAAACUAGAAGCCAUCUGCCUUCUUCCUGGAUCAUAAGGGAAGAACACCAUGUGUUUGCAGGAACCCAAAGGCAGGCAGCCAAAAGCCUGAGAUGAGAGACAGAAAGACAGGCAGAAAAGAGCCAGAUCAACCGAGAUUAGAUUCUCCUCCUACUCAGAGGAGAGGUUCAAAGCCUGACAAAUCAAAGCAAGAGAGAUGUCCUCUCUUCCUUCUAUCCCUUCCUAACUCACUAAAAGGUGGGGAUAUUCCUAAGGCCAGUUGUUCUUUCUCCCACCAGGGCCAAGGAUCAGAAAUGCUAUAUGCAAAAAAAAAAACGGUGGGGGGACAUUAGAGCUGCAAGGCACCUUAAAAGCCAUCUAGCUUAAUUCCCUCAUUUUACAGAUGGAAAACCUAAGGGGCAGAGAGGGAAGGGAACUUGGCCAUGGUCUUACAGUGAGCCAGUAACAGAAGGGAGGACUGUGUUGCAAUGGUAACAUUCAAAUCCUGGUUCUGCUAUUCACUGCUCAUGUUACAGGUGACUUAUCUAACAUCUCUUGGCCUCAGUUUCCUCAUCUGGUAAAACGUGAGGAUGGGAUUAGAUUCCCUCCAGCAAUAAAAUUAUGAUCUUAUGAGUGGUACCCAGGGCUCCAGAAUCUUGAAACUGAGACAGUACAAAAGAGACAGGCAAACAGAGAUCUGAGGGGAGAGCAGAGGAUCUGGAAGGACCAAAGGGCUGGGGGGAGGGGGGUAGAUAAACAGAUGCACCAAGGGAUCAUAUAUGGGAAAGUCCCAGUUUUCUGUUACCACAAGAUCAUGCCCUACCCCUUUCUUCAACAUCCAUUCCUUUUUCUAAUACUUGCCAAGGACCAAAGUUGUAGGACAUUGCACCUGUUUUCCAUUCAUCUUUGCCUUCUAGAGAAGAGCACUUACUAUGUCAGAUGAGGAAACUUUCCCUCCCUCAACCCCAUUCCCACCCACUUCCAGCCACUGCCCCCUGUGACAAGCAUUUAGUUUGCUGCCUUCAGUAACAGGAUCUUAAAAGCUGGAAGGACCACAGCUCAGCUCUAGUUCAAACACCUCCUUUUACAGAAGGGGGAAAUUUCAGCCCAAGGAUAAGGGACUUGUCCAAGGUCACACUUUGAGCCAGGGUAUAGAGCUGGGACUGGAACCCAGGUCUACAGAUGCCCAGCCCAGGGCUCUUUGAACUUCUUCCUUCCUUCCCCAUUGCCUCUGAGUCCUUUCCCUAACAACUUGGGCCCCCUGACUAGAGCAGAGAAGGCUUUAUUGGGGGGAGGGUGUGCUCCCACCCCACCAUACCCCAACCAUUUGUCCCAAGAACAACUUCAUAAACAAGUGUUUUGUCCCUGCUACAGGACUUCUCUGGCAUGUGGUUGCGAAAGAAACACCUUCCACCUGGGACAGCAAUGAUGCCCUGGGUUCCUCUGUAAAUAUAUGAACCAGAACAAAAGUGUUAAAUCAAUCAUGGAUGCAUGAAAUUGAGAUGUUUUGCACUAUUUUGACUUUUUGGUCUCUGUAAAAAUAUUUUAUUAUUAACGGACAUUAAAAAAAAAGCACACCCUCUCAGCUCUCAAAA
Molecule: messenger RNA, 9897 nt
Organism: Monodelphis domestica (gray short-tailed opossum)
Lineage: Eukaryota; Metazoa; Chordata; Mammalia; Didelphimorphia; Didelphidae
Source: RefSeq, a predicted model, not a curated record